UUACAUUUUAAUUCCCCUUACUUCAUAUGAAUUAAUAAAAAAAACUUCAACCCAAAUGAUUAGAAUUGCAAAAUUCUGUUUCUCAGUUGGUAGAAUGGAGGAGCUUGGAGUUGUAUUUGUCAUACUUGGACUUGUUCUUAUUUCUAAUACUGUAACAUGUUCAUCUGGAAAUGGGGUCACUGUAUCAUGUAUGAUGGUGUAUGAGCAAGGUGGGGCUCCUGCUGUUUUUGAUUCUGAGGAAUGUCUCCAAUGGCCUUCUCUUCAAAAUCACACUCCCAAUUGUCAGUUCGCUCAGCUUCAGGGAGAUCGCCGCUACCAAGAGGAUCGUAUAUCAUGUCAUCUUCACAUGAAAAUUAUACCGCUUAUAGGCGAAAAUCGGCUCCAGGAAGUAAGGCUUGGAAUUGCUGCAGUAUUUGAUGGUCAUGGCGGCGAGGAAGCUAGUGAGACGGGUUCUAACCUUUUAUCAGAUUAUUUUCACUUGCACUAUGUCUUCAAGAUGUACAAGCUAAUGGGGCAAUUCCAGGGAGAGUUUACUGCAAAUGAUAGUGAAUCUUUGCAGCUGGAAGUUAUUAAAGAAGCAUUGUUGAGUACUAUUUAUGAUAUUGAUGCCAAAUUUACUCAGGAGGCCGUGAAGAACAACCUUUUAUCAGGGUCCACGGCGACUGUCAUUGUUUUGUUUGAUGGGAAAAUUUUAGUUGCAAAUGUUGGUGAUUCAAAAGCCAUUAUCUUCUCAGAGAUUGAGUCUGGUCAGGGGCCUGAAGCUUCUCUUUCAGCCAUUGAAUUGACAAAAGAUCAUCAUCCAGAUCAAGCUGAUGAACGAGCCAGAAUUGAAGCAACAGGUGGUUCAGUUAUCGUCCGGGGAGUCCCUAGGGUCAAUGGCAUCCUCGCCAUGUCCCGUGCCAUUGGCGAUAUUUAUCUGAAAAGGUAUGGUGUUAUAGCUGUGCCAGAGGUAACAGGUUGGCAACACAUAAGUGGUAAUGAUAGGUAUUUGGUGGUUGCAUCUGAUGGAAUAUUUGAGAGCCUCAAGCCAAAUGAUGUUGGUGAUCUCAUAUUGAAAUGGGAUUCCCAUUAUGUCAAAGGGCCUUCAUCCACAUUAGCUGAAUUUAUUGUAAAAACUGCAUAUGAUGAAGGCAGUACAGACAACCUUUCUGUUAUUGUAAUUCCAUUGUCUUGA
Messenger RNA from Pistacia vera, 1174 nucleotides. RefSeq names its product probable protein phosphatase 2C 51. Lineage: Eukaryota; Viridiplantae; Streptophyta; Magnoliopsida; Sapindales; Anacardiaceae. Gene Ontology annotation, biological process: protein dephosphorylation. Gene Ontology annotation, cellular component: cytosol; nucleus. The coding region runs from base 56 to 1174 and encodes 372 amino acids. Gene Ontology annotation, molecular function: protein serine/threonine phosphatase activity. The record is from RefSeq and is a predicted model, not a curated record. The transcript is spliced from 5 exons.